AUGGCAAAGCGAACAAGGCGACCGAGGGACCAGCUGCCAAACUGUUACUAUGAAGGAUACAUGGAGAAGAGAUCAUUCAAUGAUGAGACAUCUCGGAAACUGUGGACUGCCCUUUGUGGAAACACCCUUUUUUUCUUCAAUGACAAAAAGGACUGCGAUUACAUAGAGAAACUGGAUCUCAGUGGAUUUAUCUCAGUAACAGAUGAGACCAGACAGGACCGUAACUUGGAUGCAGCCAGAUUCAAUCUCCGACUGAAAGGCGGAAAUAUCAAAUUCACUGUCCCAAAUGCAGAAGUUCGUGAGUUUUGGAAGGGCUAUAUCCAAGCUGUGGCUGAGCUGGCUGUGCCCACCUCUCUGAAUCUGCUGCCAGGUCAGAUCCGCAUGCUGAUAGAGGCAGUACAAAAGGAAAAGGAGAGAAAACAGAACAGCCCUCCAUCCACUGAGACCAGCUCCCCUUCUUAUGUCACCCUACAAGCAGACAUGCCAGCCUGUUACCACAAUGUCUCCCGCCUGGAGGCUGAGCUGCUUCUUGAGAGAGAAGUCAAAAGAGGAAACCUGCUGCUGAGACCUGGAAGCGAUGGGAGCUCCUUCGCUGUCAGCACCAGGCAGGACUUGGACAGCCCUUUAGUCAAACACUACCGCGUGAUCCGAAAACACGACGGCGGCUUCAUCAUUGAUGUGGAGCCUAAAGUCACCUGUGACACUCUGCACGAUGUGAUCAGCUAUUUGGUGACAUCAACUGACGGAGUUUUGAUUCCCCUCAUUAUUGAAGAACCAUAUGAAAAGAAAUUAUCUUAUAUUUCUUCUGAUAAUGAAAAUGGAGAAAAGAGUGUUCAGCAGCCCUCGCAAAAAGGUCCUCCACCAAGCCUUCCUCCCAAACCAGGGAAUGAGGAAGCAGAAGAGACAGAAGAUUCCUCAGUCAAUCCGCUGCCACAACCAGAAGGGAAAACCCAGAAAAUUCCACUCAUGCCUCCAACUCCUGCACCUCGCAAAUUGCUUCCCUCCUCUGCAUCAAGCACAAAACAAGAUGUGAAGGUGAAAGCCAUUACAGACCCCAAUAAUCAGAUUGCUCGCGCAACAAUAUCUGAGCUGAAACUUCGGCUGGAAAAAAACAAGGGAAAGUGCCAGUGA
Molecule: messenger RNA, 1131 nt
Organism: Pelmatolapia mariae (spotted tilapia)
Lineage: Eukaryota; Metazoa; Chordata; Actinopteri; Cichliformes; Cichlidae
Product: signal-transducing adaptor protein 2-like
Exons: 12
Coding region: 1-1131 (376 amino acids)
Molecular function (GO): signaling adaptor activity
Source: RefSeq, a predicted model, not a curated record